AUGUCUGCUUAUAACCGCCAAGGCACGAGCACGAUGUAUGGAACAGGUCCUCUAGGCCAGAGCACAUGGCCGCCUGUUGUGCUCCGCCUAUUUGAUUAUUUGACCACUGUUCCCGCAGAUCGCGCCAUGCGAGUUCUGGGAUUGUGGCCAGAUAACAUUCCUCUAGAGGAAUUUGCUCGUCUUAUGGUCGCCGCAAUCCCGUCGACGUGGUAUACGAGCACGCACUGGGUGCCAGAAGGGCCCCGACUGGUUUACCAGAAGGGUCUUCUUGUGUGGGACGAAAAUAAGCAAGAGAGGGAAAUUCCAGAGAUCAUUACAUUCCACCACUUUGAGGUGCCUGCGGAUACCGCCGAAACUCCCGGAUCUCGGCCACGAAAGCGCUCCAUCAACAGCUUCAUGGCAUUCAGGACAUUUCCGGGUGCCCGCCAAGCCGCAAAGUCCUUGGCUCUGGCCGAGAUGUGGCCGGACGACCCGCUGAAGCCGCAAUGGUCACUCAUUGCACGGGCUUACACGGUGGUGCGUGACAACUUCAUCUUGCGCGACACGUCUCUUUUUGUCUUCACUCAGCAUGCGGCGAGAAUCAUCGGCAUGCCUGAGUCCGAUAGGUACCUCGAGACAUGCGGUUUCAGCGCGAGACUCUACCAAGAUGGGCGAAUCCAAAUAUUUGAGUCGUUCGGUCCCCAACGUCCCUUGCGGAUCCGUACAACCACGGUCCACGAAAUCGUGGACAGUCUCUUGCGAGUCAGUGGCUACGGAAUGGAACGACUUCCAAACUCGACCUGGCCGUACCGCGGUGGUUCUUGCCAAGGCCAAAUGGCUGUUACCAAGACCAGCCUUGAUUCUCAUAAGGACCAGGAAGGCCAGAAGGACCAGAAGGACCAGAAGUUUGUUGACGAUCCGCUGGCUUACUUGUUCGACGAGUUGCCAUGGGACCUGACGAUGUUUGAUACAAACGAUGUUAUCGACAACAGCCUGGAUCCGAUGCGCCAUCUCGUGACCUGGCCGGCCCAAGAUCUCGAGGCACUCAAGGAGAUGCGACUCCUCCACAAGGACGCCUCGUCCUUUUAUCGCAAGGACGCGUCGGGCUUUUAUCACAAGCUUCGUACGUCGGGGCAAAGCGCAUCUUAG
This is a messenger RNA of Penicillium argentinense, 1128 nucleotides long. Its product is annotated as Mating-type protein MAT alpha 1. Gene Ontology annotation, biological process: positive regulation of mating-type specific transcription, DNA-templated. The transcript has 2 exons. The coding region runs from base 1 to 1128 and encodes 375 amino acids. Gene Ontology annotation, molecular function: DNA binding, bending. The record is from RefSeq and is a predicted model, not a curated record. Gene Ontology annotation, cellular component: nucleus. NCBI's taxonomy places the organism in Eukaryota, Fungi, Ascomycota, Eurotiomycetes, Eurotiales, Aspergillaceae.